Molecule: messenger RNA, 408 nt
Organism: Cuscuta campestris
Lineage: Eukaryota; Viridiplantae; Streptophyta; Magnoliopsida; Solanales; Convolvulaceae
Source: the annotation of a GenBank genome assembly
GUUGAUCUAGAAGAUCUUGAUGACGAGUUUAAGAAUAGAGGUUUUGCUACUUACAAACUUGGAUUUGUGAACCAUAACUCAUCAUAUAACACCCAAAUAUGUUCUGUUUUCCCGGGCAAAGAUGGGUUUUGUGCAUUGCACUAUUCCUUGUUCCCAAGAGCUUGUGAAGCAAGCAUCGAGAUCUUUUUAAGAGUUAAGAGUGCUCAGGCACAGGAUGGCAAGAUCUAUGGAAGCGCAAUCACACAAUAUAGCAACUUUAACUACUCAACUAAGCUCAAGAGAGAUUAUUUUUGGAGCGUGCUUUUCAAAAGGACUGACAAGGAUCCAAUACAAUUAGGGAGUGAUGGGAGAGUGCCACUUUCUCGAUGUGCAGUCGUGGUGCCAAUGGAUUCGUCCCUCAUUAUUGAA